AUGAAAACCAACAGAAAAUUAAACCCCAAUUUCUCAGUUUGCCUUUUGCUGAUUCUUUGGCCUGCAUUUGCAUUUUCUACUUUCUUAUUUCAGGGAUUUAACUGGGAUUCUUCAGGGCAAGAUGGAGGAUGGUGGAAUCAUCUUAUUAAAUUAGUCCCAGAUUUGGCUGAUGCUGGUUUCACUCAUGUUUGGCUUCCCCCACCCUCAAACUCCCUUGUAAAUCACUCCCAAGGGUAUAUGCCAUCAAGAUUGUAUGAUUUGGAUACAUCAAGUUAUGGCAAUUCGCGAGAACUUAAAGCUUUAAUAAAGGCCUUUCGCGAUAAAGGGAUCAAAUGUCUUGCCGAUAUAGUUAUAAACCAUAGAUGGGCUGAAAACAAAGAUAUCAGAGGAAUCAACUGUUUAUUUGAAGGUGGUACCCCUGAUAAUAAGCUAGAUUGGGGUCCAAGUUUCAUUUGUGGUAACGAUACUAAAUUUUCCGAUGGCAAAGGUAACACCGAUACAGGUUUAGAUUGGGGCGAUGCACCGGAUAUAGACCAUGCUAAUCCACAAGUACAAAAAGACUUAUCAGAAUGGAUGAAUUGGCUCAAGACUGAAAUUGGUUUUGAUGGUUGGAGAUUCGACAUGGUCUUAGGAUAUGCACCUAGGUUCACUAAAAUCUACAUGGACAAUACUAAACCUGAUUUUGCUGUCGGGGAGUUCUUCUUGAAAUUUAAUAACAAACCGGAUGGGAAACCGGACUAUGAUCAGCACAGGAAUGAUUUAGUUCAUUGGGUUCAGAAUGCAGGUGGAGUUGUGACAACAUUUGAUUUUACGACUAAAGGUAUUCUUGGUACUGCUGUUGGUGAUAAGAGGUUUGAUUUGUUGAAAGAUGAUAAAGGAAAUCCUCCAGGAAUGAUUGGUAUUUUGCCUCAGAAUGCUGUGACUUUUAUUGAUAAUCAUGAUACUUACUCACAGCAGCAAUGGCCAUUCCCUACAAAUCCAAAUGAUAAAGUAACUCAGGGAUACACUUACAUUCUAACUCAUCCCGGCAUUCCAUCAGUGUUUUAUGAUCAUUUCUUCCUGUUCCAAGGGAUGAGGAAACCAAUUAAAGAUUUGUAUGCAGUUAGGAAGAGGAAUGAGAUUUCAUCAACAAGCAAAGUGAGGAUUUUGGAAGCUCAAAGUGAUCUUUAUGUGGCAAACAUUGAUGACAAAAUUGUUGUCAAGAUUGGACCUGGCAAUGUUGGAAAUCAUGUUCCAUCUAAUUUUCAAUUGGCAACAUCAGGUGUUGACUAUGCUGUGUGGGAAAAGAAGGCAUAAGUUUAUGAAUAAUAACAGUAUCAUUAGCAUUGCGGACCAUUCCUGGACCAAGGGUAGAUCUACGUUGGGUCCAGGGGUUCAUCCGAUCCCUCUUCGUUAAAAAAUUACACUGUAUAUAUAAGAUAUUUUUUUUUGAUUUGCGUGUAUAUAUUUAUCAUUGAACCCCCUGAGCACAAUCCAAAUGGCUUAGCUUAGUGGUAAAGGAGUUCAAUAUUUCGCCCAGCUACUCCAGUUUGCGGUUUCAAACCUAACGUGCGAUGUUUAGAGGUUUUUUGUUCGAGUUGGAGUGGAAGCAGUGAAGGGGGCGAGUUCCCUAACCUACGCGGUCUUUUAGUACUAGCAUUAGUGUUGAGACAUCAUGAAAAAAAUAAGCUGGACCAUAAUGUCC
Solanum dulcamara is the source of this 1684-nucleotide messenger RNA. RefSeq names its product alpha-amylase-like. The transcript is spliced from 4 exons. The record is from RefSeq and is a predicted model, not a curated record. Gene Ontology annotation, biological process: carbohydrate metabolic process. Gene Ontology annotation, molecular function: calcium ion binding; alpha-amylase activity. The coding region runs from base 1 to 1296 and encodes 431 amino acids. NCBI's taxonomy places the organism in Eukaryota, Viridiplantae, Streptophyta, Magnoliopsida, Solanales, Solanaceae.